Myzus persicae (green peach aphid) is the source of this 905-nucleotide messenger RNA. RefSeq names its product protein ANTAGONIST OF LIKE HETEROCHROMATIN PROTEIN 1-like. The coding region runs from base 159 to 905 and encodes 248 amino acids. The record is from RefSeq and is a predicted model, not a curated record. The transcript is spliced from 2 exons. NCBI's taxonomy places the organism in Eukaryota, Metazoa, Arthropoda, Insecta, Hemiptera, Aphididae.
UUCGCCUUACGUGUGCAGAACAAUUAAUUGUUGAUAUACAAAAUACGCGAAAGAGGAAGUCGGUUCGUGAUUGGAUUCUUAAAAGAGAACAAUUUGGGGCCUCUGCCUUACUUUUGAAGGAAUUGGCUGAAGAGGAUCAUUCUGCUUACAGAAAUAUUAUGCGCAUAUCACAGACGAAGUUUGAUGAACUUCUUCAGAUGGUUAGCCCAGCAAUUACCAAAAUAAAUACCCCAAUGAGAAAUGCAAUUCCAAGUAACACAAAACUUGAAAUAACACUACGUUACUUAGCGAGUGGUGACAGCCUGAUGACUUUGGAGUAUUUAUUCAGAGUUCCUCACAAUACAAUAUCUACGUUUUUACCUGAAGUAUUGAUAGCAAUUUACAAUACUUUGUCAACAUUCAUCAAGGUUCCUGAUACUAUAGAAGAGUGGCGAUCUAUCCAGAAAUCAUUUGAAACAAAGUGGAACUUUCCCAAUUGCUGUGGGGCUCUUGAUGGAAAGCAUAUUGCCAUCAUUCGCCCUCCAAACAGUACAUCCACAUUUUACAAUUACAAGGGAUUCUACAGUAUCGUUUUGUUUGCAAUGGUAGAUGCCGAUUACUGCUUCAGAUACAUCGAUGUAGGAAGUGAUGGAAGAGCUUCAGAUAGUACAAUAUUCAAAGUUUCUACUUUGAAUAUUGCACUUGAAAAAAAUUUGCUCAAUUGGCUGGUGGGUGGUCUUUGUGUAGGAGAUGAUGCUUUCCCACUUCGAACAAACAUAUUGAAGCCUUUUAGUCACAGACAUUUGUCAUUGGAAGAAAAAAUUUUUAAUUAUCGCUUGUCUAGAGCUCGGCGCGUUUCUGAAAAUGCAUUUGGAAUCCUAUCAUCCAGAUUCCGUAUUUUUCGAAGGACAAUUGACCUAAACUAA